CACCCCCAGCCUAGAGCGAGUCAAUUUAUGGAAAGACAAGUCGACCCCUUUAAUGGUUCCCAUCAAAACCACUAAAAACAUCAUCAGAGCGGCCGACUUCCGCGAGGAUUCCUGUGGCGGACGCUUGCAACCUUCUCCCAGCUGACAGACUCCGACCAAAACAAAUCCGCGGAGAGACAUUUGUGGGAGUUUGACCAAGCUCUUCACUUCCCAAUAGAGAAGAGAAGUUCGCUUUUGCUCAAGUUUUUCAACAUUCAAGAGUCUGCUUCUUCCUCAUCCAGGAUACUUUCGCAGAAGGCGGCAGAAGUGGCCUGGCUCCUGAAUAUCACCAGUCCGCUCUGCGCCUUUAUUUACUCUUAUUAGGUUCUUUUUAUUUCCCGUUUUUAUACAAGCGACUUUGGUGGUUCAUGUUCACAAAUGUUAGCGGUCGGGCAAAUGGAGGCUAACCGGCAGAGUGCUUUCGUCCUGGGCAGCACCCCGCUGGCGGCGUUGCACAACAUGACCGAGAUGAAGACUUCCUUGUUCCCGUAUACGCUGCAGCAGAGCCCUGCGGGCUUUAAGGCGCCUCACCUCUCCAGCCUUAACUCCCAGAUGGCCGGGGGGACCCCGCACGGAAUAAGCGACAUCCUUGGGAGACCCAUCACCUCGGCCGGACAGCUGCUCUCCGGGUUCCCCAGGAUAAACGGCCUGGCCACCACCGCAGCCGCCGCGGCGGCAGCAGCAGCGGGGAUGUACUUCACCCCGGCGAUGUCGCGGUAUCCGAAGCCGCUGGCCGAGCUGCCGGGGAGGGCGCCUAUCUUCUGGCCCGGGGUGAUGCAGGGUUCUCCCUGGAGGGACCCGCGAGUUCCUUGUCCUUCUCAAGCUAAUAUGAUGUUGGAUAAGGAUGGAAAGAAGAAACACUCCAGACCGACCUUUUCAGGACAGCAGAUUUUUGCACUGGAAAAAACCUUCGAGCAGACGAAAUACCUGGCCGGCCCAGAGAGAGCCCGCCUGGCUUACUCUUUAGGAAUGACCGAGAGUCAAGUCAAGGUUUGGUUUCAGAACAGGAGAACCAAAUGGCGGAAGAGACACGCAGCAGAAAUGGCCACGGCCAAGAAGAAGCACGACUCCGAGACGGAGAAGAUGAAGGAGAGCUCGGAUAACGAGGACGACGACGAGUACAACAAACCCCUGGACCCAAACUCAGACGACGAAAAAAUCACGAGACUGUUGAAAAAGCACAAGGCCAGCAACCUGGCGCUGAUCAGCCCCUGCAGUAACAGCUCGGACACCUUGUGAUGCACUCAUUUUUAUUUUUUUUUUAUUUUUAUUUUUUUUUAUCCCCUUUCCACCUGACACUGCGAACAUGCGCCUGGGGGGUGGGGGGCGGGGGGUGGUCGCAUUGUGCUCUGACAGAGCAAGAAAAAUGCGUAAAAACCGAAUAAGACGCACGGAAGACGCGCUCACCAAACUAUGGCCAGAGACGCAUUUGGCUGCAUCCAAAACCCCCACUCACAGACACUGUAAACACGGAGAUAUAACUCCUGUCAGCAAUGGACUUCAUGAAGACUGAUAAUGACAAGUUCAUGUCAGGUGAAAGGACAGAAAUAUUGGGACAGGAAAUUGUUUCGGCGACGCAAAUCCGUUUUUACGCAUCCAACUGGAGUUUUAAACAACAGGUGUAAAUGUAAACAAAUUAUUAUACACACACACACACACACACAGACACAAUCCGGAUCAGUGUUGGGCUUAUUACUGUGACUUAUUCCACAAGUAAUGCUGCUUUGCUCUACCCGUGCAGUGUAAUUCAUGACACUUGUUAACAUUAUUUCCCGCUACACUGCCCGCUACAAUGAUUAGCAGCCUCAGUCACCUUUACAAGCCAGGAUGGCCAUUCAUUUGACUCUGAAUGAGACCGUUGGAUGUUCUUUUUAAUUGGUUUUCAGUACUCAUAAUAUUUUCAUCUGCAGACAAAAAAAAAAGACAUUAUUGCCAGUCCUUUUUUUCAUUCUGAAGUGAAGAAAGUGCACCAUGUUAUAAAAUUCAGCCUUUAUCCAAUUUUGGGUUUAAAGAAAAGCAACAGUUUGUUUGGUGCAGCUUUGAGAGGUGACUGUAAGCUGUUAGUAGAAGUGAUUUAUUAGCAGCACAACUCUGAUCCGGAUCCCAGACGCAUGUUUAAAAUGACAGGUGUAAACGGGGCCUGUGACGCUUCUAAAGCUCAGUUUAACCAGGGUAUCCACUGUCCUAAAAGGCGAGAGAAUGACAUUUGGUGGGGGGUGGGGGUCGCAGGUUGGAGAUGAAUGAAUGAUUUGUGCUGUAGCCUAAAGAUGAAAAUGUACGUGAGAUUGUAUAUAUUUUUUACUGAAUAAGUUAUGUUGUUUCAACCAGUGGAAACGUGGCAGCCUUUCUCCCUCCGCAGCCCGGACGCGCUUAUUGCCUCUCAGAUAUAUCACGCUAUCUGCUGCUUUGUUUUUUUUAUUCCUGCAGAGUAAUGUCGGCCCCUUUUCUCCGCCUUUUACAAAUUGCCAAUUCAGUACCGGCACACACAUGUAUAGACGCAAAAAAAAAAAAAAAAAAAA
This is a messenger RNA of Sander lucioperca (pikeperch), 2558 nucleotides long. It is a transcript of the gene nkx6-2, whose product is annotated as NK6 homeobox 2. NCBI's taxonomy places the organism in Eukaryota, Metazoa, Chordata, Actinopteri, Perciformes, Percidae. Gene Ontology annotation, cellular component: nucleus. Gene Ontology annotation, molecular function: DNA-binding transcription factor activity, RNA polymerase II-specific; RNA polymerase II cis-regulatory region sequence-specific DNA binding. The transcript is spliced from 3 exons. Gene Ontology annotation, biological process: cell differentiation; regulation of transcription by RNA polymerase II. The record is from RefSeq and is a predicted model, not a curated record. Bases 418 to 1278 code for a protein of 286 amino acids.